Messenger RNA from Haliotis rubra (blacklip abalone), 6122 nucleotides. RefSeq names its product centrosomal protein of 128 kDa-like. The record is from RefSeq and is a predicted model, not a curated record. Lineage: Eukaryota; Metazoa; Mollusca; Gastropoda; Lepetellida; Haliotidae.
GGAUCGUGGUAAUAGAUUGGUAUUGUUUUCAGUCCUGUGUUGACAGUUUAGCUACGACAAUCGCAUGGCUGCACUCGUAUCUGCAUGUCACAAAUUAGUUUGAAAAUAACAAUGACAUAAUUAUCUAUACUUUCAUACACACGGUGUUUAAAUUUAAACAGUUACUAUAUUGGUAGUUGCAGGGGCCUGGUUGUAUUUUAGCUUAAUUGUCUUUUAAUCACCCGUGGACUUGUGUCAGGGCAGGUUCUGACAUGCCCGACCAAUUGCUGCAGAGCGGCGGUUUUUAGAACUAUCAGACAAGAUCACGUUGUAAAUACUAGGAUACUACCAUUGACGAUACUGGAGAAAGUCGAAUGAUAUGUACAUUUAACAUGCUGGUAUAGCGUAUGAUAUACAUGUGAAAUUUAAGAGUGGAAUAUUGUGAAAUGUGAAGACUGCUCUAUGUUUGGUUGUUGACGAACCCAAGUUACCAGGCGUGUCUUGUACCCUGCUCACUGUUGCAUGAGUUUCCCAUCACUGGGAGUGAGGCGUAGUUUAGUCCUCCCCUUGCACCCUGAGGAAGAUGUCAGUUGAAACUGUUGUGUUGUGUCUGGCACUGUGUUGACCACCUGAUCUCUGUGUUUCCCUGCACUUGUUGUUGUGAAUGAUGGCUGGUGGUGGUACCUAUUUCUCCAGUGAGAGUGAUGAGUAUUAUCUCCCCUCCAGCAGGCAGAGGCGCCACCCCCAUGACAUGGGCGACAUGGAUCCGCGGGUGCAGGAGCUCACUGCCAAUCUACAGGACACAACACGUAAUCUCCGAUCUCUCGACCAGAUGCUGGACAAUUACAGGAGUGUGGGGAAUGAAAGGAGGUCUGCAGUUGACAGGCUAAGAGAUGACCUUGACCGAACUCACGAGGAUAUCCGUCAGGAGAGGUACCGAGAGGCACUCUAUCAGAGAGAUUAUGGGAGUGAUAAUGAUUCUCCUAGUUCCAACACCAAAAGGAAAAGGAAAGCAAUGGUGCGAUUUGCAGAUGAUAUGAACAAAGAGUUGCAUGGGAUUCAUCAGUCUGUCCGUGACCUGUCCUCAGAGCAGCUGAGGCUGGAGGAAAGUUUUAACAGGGAGAUGGAGAGGAGAGACAGGUAUGAUACUGACACGAAACAUUCACUACGAGAUAUAACAGACAGCAUGAAGAAGAUGACCCCAAGUGAUUCAAUUGACAACCGAGUGGAGCGCCGUCUGCUGCAGAUACAGAAUGAGCUGCGCACAGACAGAAUGGCUACAGAGAGGCAUGACGAUUUGGGGACACUCUCGUCAGAGCUGAGAAAUGCAGUACAACAGCAGCAGCAGCUGCCUAUGCUCAUCGAUGAAAGGAUACGGAGCCAGUCCCUCCAUGCUGAGACUCAGAAACACAAGAUUGAGUCUGAACUGGACGGUGUAAAGCGUCGCCUGGAUCAGAGUGAAGGAAGCCGGACAGCUCUACAACACCAGGUGGAAGAGCUGAGGUCACAGCUAAUGAGGGCUGACCAGGAGCGAACUCACUUCAAGAUGAAGAUGGAGGAAGCUCGUCUGGAGGAUGAAAUGAGAGAUAAGAGGAAACGGAGAGCUAUGGAUGAAGAGGAUGGUAGACGAGGUGUGGAAAGAGAGAUUCAUGAGUUGAGGGGAGAACUUGCCAGGUCAGUUGGAGCCAUCACAGAGGUGGAUGAACUGAGACGAGCUGUGGAGAAGAGUGAGCGGCAGAGAGCACAACUGUCCGACCACAUUGAAACAUUGACAAAGGAUCUAGAGAACCGGGAAAAGCAGAAUGCCAAGCUGAUCACUGAGUUAAAGGCAACAGGAGAUCGCCUUGAUGACACCGAGAGACACCGGCUGCUGAUAAAUACCCAACUGGAGGAUGUUGUGCAGAGACUCCGGGACACCUCACGAGAGCUGGAAAAGACAUCAAAUGAGCUGAAGAACACUCAACUCUCACUCCAUGAAAGUGAGAAGAAGAAGGAUGAGUUCAAGACACGGGCCCAGGACACAGUCAGACAAUGGAAGAUGAAGGUGAAGCAGCUGGAGCGUGACCUGGACCGACAGAAGCAUGCGUGGAAGCAGAUGAUGCAGCGCAAUGAGCAGCUGGUGAAGGACAUGGAGGGGAGUAGGCAUCAGUCCAGCAACACAGUCAUACACUUGGAGAGUCUCAAAAGGGAGCUUGGAGACGCCUUGGCUGUGAGGGCAGCACAGGAUGAGCAGAUUCGUCUCAAGGACAUUGAAGUGAACGAGCUGAAGUCUCUACGCAUUGAUCUUGAGAAGGAGCUACGAGAUCUGCGCACAGUUGCCGACAGGAUGGAAAAUGAGCUGCAUUCCCUGAGGUCAAGGUCAGCAGAUGUUUCAUCAGACCGGCAUCGAUUGGAGGAUAAAUUGUCAGCUGUAGAAGCAGCUCAUCUCCUUGCCCAGGAUCAGGCCAAUCAGCUCCAGAUGGAGCUGAAGGAGCUGAGUACUGUGAAGGCUGACCUUGCAGGGCAGAAUGCUCAAUCUACAGCUAAAGUCCAUGACUUGAAGCAGAAGUUGGUUGAGCUGCAGCACCGAGAGAAGGCUGCCAAGGAUGAGGCUGAGCUAUACAAAAGGCAGCUCUUUCAGGAGAGAUCAGGCCAUCAGCAUGGGAUGGAGUCCAUCAAGAUUGAGCUUAAUGAAGCCAAGGUGAGAGAAGCACAUACUAUGCAUGAAGUGUCACGGCGGUUCAAGCGGGAUCAUGUAGAAUAUGAGGCCACAAUUCAAGCACUCAAGUUGGAGCUAUCAGAGGAGAAGUCUGCCUGUAAGAUUGCCAAGCGAAAUGAAGACAAAUGGAAACAGGAGGUUGACAGACUUGCAGCACAGCUCACAAAGUAUGAGGAGGAUAAUGCCAGACUCAUUCACAGACUGGACCUUGUAAAACAGGAAUUUGAAACUCAUACCCAUCUGGCUGAGGAUGACGUAAGCAGAGUACGGCGUCUAGAUGAGCAGCUGGUGGCAGCACAAGCAGAACUGAAAAGACUGGAGGACCAACAGGCACAUAUCGUCCAGGAGAUGGCACUGGAAGUGCAGGCAGUGUUGGAGGCAGGGAAACUGGAUGCAGUGUCCAAAUACCAGCCCAUCAAUGGUUUGAUGAAAGGAGCCAAGACUAUCAUGUACCUAGUCACAGAGAUGAAGAGCAAGCUCAAGUGGAUGCGUAUGGAGCUGCGAGACAGGAUCCUGCGAGAGCAGCGGCUUCGGCAAGAGUUCCGACAAGCUCUCACAUCCAAUGAUAUGGAUCGUAAGUUCCUGUUAGUAGAGCUGGCUAAAAGAGAUGAAGAACUGGAUGACAUAGCAGCUGCCAAACAAGAGUUAGCCUUCAAAGAAGUUGAAAGCAAGAAUACUGUAGAUGCUCUGGAGGAGCACAUUCUGGACCUGACGGAUGAACUGCAUGUACAUAAGGUGAAGCAGGUGGAACAAGAACUGACGUUUGAGCGUGAAAAGCUGAACAUCAUAGAAGAUAUGGAGAACAUCAUGGGUGGUCAAGAAGAGCGAGAUUUGAUAGAAAAACGAUAUAACAGACUCCGUGAGACAAUGAGGUCCCUCCAUGAAGAUAUCAAGUCCACUGGCUACUCCUCUCACCAGGGGAGCCAUACAAAUGGCCAGUGUGGUAAUCUCAGGCCUACAUCCAUCUUGAGGUCUUCCACACCCAGUGGGUCACCCAAGAAAAAGAAUCAUGUCCGCAUUCUUGACAGUCCUCCUACAUUAGAUCGUCCUUCAAGAUCUAGAUCACCCUCAAGGACACGUUCAAGAUCAUCAUCCAGGUCACCACGAAGGUCAACUUCACGCUCACCUCACAGGUCUUCAUCUCGUUCCCCAAUACCUACAAUGGCUGGCCAAGUUGGUAAGACUCCCCCACCAUUGUCUAUGUCUGAUGAAGAAUUCCGGAAACGCUUUCUCCCACAGACCCCUAAGACUAGUGGUGAUGAUUUGAUGACAUAACAAGUUCUGGUAGUCAUCAAAUGUAAAUCUCCUAGUUUCCAGCAUUAUGUACAGAAACUGCCAUGUGUGUUUCAUAAGACACUGGCAGACACACCAGUCAUACUAACGAGUGUAUGUUUCUACCAGCAUAUUUACAGCUGAGAAUGAAGGUCUUUUUCUGGUCAGUACUGUAUUUGUUGUCUAUAAAGUUUCAUCAAGUUUUGUUCUGGAUCUUUUAGCUUUUUAUCAAAUGCCAUGAAAUUUAAGAUUAUUAUGAAGAUAUACAUAUGGAAUAUUAUGUUCUUUUAUUAUUGGAAGUCCUCCUAAAGUCAAAUGGUUUUUCUUUUACUGAAGGCAGAUUUUAUAAGUUUGAAAACACUGAAUCAUAUAGGUUUUGACAUAUUUCUUAUUCCAAGAAAUGUGAUUUUUAAAGUGUAUUUCUAUCAUUGUUUUAGUCUCUGUUUCAGUGCAUAAAAGGAAGUGACAGGGACAGGUGUUUGUAAACUGUAACAAUACUAGACACUAGUGAUGUGCAGGUGCCCUGCAUCCUGGUCCAGCUGCCUCAACAGGCACGCCGCCAUAGUCUGUGAUGUGCUGUACUUUUAGCAGUAUUAUUUUAUUAUUUAUUAUGUAUAUAUACAUCUAGAACAGUCCAUUUAGAAGAACCUAUUUACACACCUAUUUAUUGUAUAUACACAGUGUUAUGUGAUUUUUAUAUACUAAGUAAUAUUGCUGAUAAAAUGUGAACAGUUAACUGCCUGGUGGCCAUUCAGGUUGAUAGUUAUUGAUGCUAGCGGCAGUACAGUUCCAUGUUAUAUAUUGACUCUAAGCAUCUUGUUCAUUCUGUUUAUGUCUUUACCCUCUAUGCUUCAUUCCUGGGAUAUGUUUGGGUCAGGUGCUUGCAUUGCUUGCUGGUGUUACCACCCACCAUGUGCUUACAUAAGUCACUAUUUACUAUAUCUUGCCUCACAAGAUAUUAUGCAUUGUGGAGAGUGGUGAUCUGUCACACUGUGCUCCCACUGCUCCCACUGAAGGCCUUCGAGAGAAACUGUCACUACUAUCAGUUUCCACCCAGGUUACAUGACCAGCCAGUGGUUACAACCUGUGAACCAUGCUUCAGAAGGCAGGUCCAGUUUCUUGAAGCAGUGAAGAGAGGCACUUAGUGUGAAACAAGUAUUAGCCUUCACAAACCUACUAUGAUACCUCUUAAUGAAAUGUGUAGUGGAAAGUUAAAUUGUAAAGUGAUGUUUCUUUGGCAUUCAAUGAAACUUAAUUUCUCCAACUUUGCCCUAAAUUGGCUUUUGACUCUGAAGGACACAUAUGACAAUUUUGACAAACCCUUGAUGUUCGAUGGACUGCCUUCUUUCUAAGAUGUGAGAAUAACUUUGUGUGUAUCAAUUGCUGAUAAAAUAGUGUUUGUAACUAGACAAGUAUAUGGUAAUGUAUUGCUCAGAUGUUAAGGUGGGUUCAUUAAAAUGAGAGCUGUGCAAGUAUGAUGUCAAUGAUAUUUAAGUGGUAUAAUCCAUUGAUGAUAUGAGAUACCACAGUAAUAUGUUCCAACGAUGUCAUAAGAUACCACAGUAAUAUGUGUUUACGAUGUCAUAAGAUACAACAGUAAUAUGUUUCAAUGAUUUCAUAAGAUACUGCAGUACUAUGUUUAAACAAUGUCAUGAGAUACUACAGUUUCAGUCAUGUCAUGAGAUUCUAUGGGACUGUUUCGAUGAUGUCAUAUGAGGUAAUACAAAGAUCUGUUUUAAUGAUGCGAUGUAAGGUUUUACUGUAGUGCUUCAGUGGUGGCAUGACAUAUAGCAGUCAUGAUGUCAUGGGAUACUGCAGAAAUAUAUGACUGAUGUCAUGUAGGUUAACAUUAUUCCCCGGUUUCGAAUCCCCACAUGGGUACAAUGUGUGAAGCCCAUUUCUGGUGUCCCCUGCUGUGAUGUUGCUGGAAUAUUGCUAAAAGCGGCGUAAAACCAAACUCAGUCAGUAACAUUAUUCCAGUGAUGACGUGAUGUUUUAAGGAAACAUUGGUUUAACUACUGUACUGUCAGCCACCUUCAGGUAGAUCUUAUAUAGAAGCCUGCGGUGGCCAGGGGAAGUUGUGUUCUCAAACACAGGAUACUUUUGCAACAGUCCAAGUGCCUCACAUGUUGGUCUUUGUAUAAAUAUAAAAUAAAAUAUAUCUUUUGUAUUA